Messenger RNA from Schistosoma mattheei, 6327 nucleotides. The record is from the annotation of a GenBank genome assembly. NCBI's taxonomy places the organism in Eukaryota, Metazoa, Platyhelminthes, Trematoda, Strigeidida, Schistosomatidae.
AUGGCCUCCUUUCAGGAUGCAUAUCAAGGAAAAUUUCCAUUUAUAUUAAGUUCGAAAAUUAUCAAUGGUUUAACCACAUCCUCUUCAUCAACAACAGGAAUGAUAAUGGAAAAUUUAUUAAAUUAUUCCUCUAAAAAUACAUCAUUAUCACCAUCUUAUCCAAACCAUCAUCAUCAUCAUCCACCUUAUUCAAUAUUUCCAAUUGAAAACGAGGGUAUAUUAAACAAUACAUGGGUACAUGAUAUAAUUUAUGAUUCAGAUUUACCGAUUAAUCAACAACCUCCACCAUUUUUACUUACAUUAGAUCAAAAUGAUGAAACAUGCAUUUUAGAACCGAUCGAUGAUUCAACUAUUGCUUCAGUAUUAUCAUCAAUACGUAAUCAACGACAGAAACGUUUAAUGCAUCGAGGCUAUGACACAGGAGAAUCUGAUGCAACAGCACUAGCAACAAUGGGUACAGGAACGUCGAUGAUCACGACGACGACAGCAUCAACAAUAUCUACAACAGGAGGUGAUUAUCCGAAUUCUUUGUCAACUACUGGUCAUAAUCUACGUGGUAACGUUAGUAGUAGUAACAUUUCAAAUAUUCAUGAUAAUAAUUGGUCUAAUUCCAAUGGAUUAAAUGAUACUGACAAUGCUCUAUCUCAACAUAAAUCUAAUACUAAUUCGAUGAAUCGUACUAGUCUUCAAGUGAAUUUUGGAUUAGCAUCAACACGUGGUAUGUUCACUGGUGCACUAGCCAAAGCUGAGAAAGGUGCUGAGAAAGUUAAAAUGAUUUUGGGUAAACAUGGUCUGUUAGCUGAAGAUGAUUGGCAAUCAAGUCAAGCAGAAAAAUCUACGAAUAAUACAGAUGAUAAAAAUGAUCACCUUCAAGAUAUCAAUGAAUAUAACUCAGAUGGGAAUACUUUAGCAUCAGCUGCAGCAGCGGUUUCUGGUAUUCCACCAAAAGAUCCGUUAAAUUUAUCAAAUGAUGAAUAUUAUGCAAUUCGAAGCGGUGCUCUUGCUCUAGGCGGUUUAGCACGUUGUGGUCCAUUACAACAUAGUACUCCAGCAGUUGAAUUAUGGCCACCAUUUUUCCCUACAUACAUGAGUCCACUACGUUUACGUCAAUUUCAUAGGGUUCCACUUAAAAGAUAUCUUCGUGGUCCUAUGUCGCAGUAUAAUAUACCAUUUCCUGUCACUAAUCUUACUCGUCAUGUUCAUCGUAAAAUGCGUGAACGAGAGGAUGAACGAGCAGCUACCGGUGGUGGUGAAAUAUUUUUCAUGAGAACACCUAGUGAUUUAUCUGGAGCUGAUGGAGAGAUUGUUUUAUUUGAAUUUUCUGAAGAAUAUCCGCCUUUAUUAGCUCAGGUUGGUAUGGCUACAAGAAUCAUAAAUUAUUAUCGUCCAUUGGUACCCAGGGACAGGUCACUUUCACCAUCUCCACAUGCCUAUAGUGAACCACCGGAAUUGCCUUAUGGUUCUCUUGUGUAUGUAGGAGGUUCAGACAGUCCAUUUCUUGGUGUUAUUCGACCUGGUGGUUGUUUACAGACUGUUGAAAAUAGUAUGUUUCGUGCACCAAUUUAUCCACAUACUGUUGCCAGUACAGAUUUCUUAAUGAUUCGUAGUCGUAAUGGAAUCAGUAUACGCCGUGUACCAAAUGCAUUUACUGUAGGACAAGAAGUUCCGCUUAUGGAGGUUCCUGGACCAAAUUCAAAACGUGCAAAUAAUUUUGUACGGGAUUUUCUACAAGUAUUUAUUCUACGUUUAUUUCUACGUAGUACCGAUGAACCGAAACGAAUUAAAAUGGAAGAGAUUCGCAAAGCUUUUCCUAAUCAUUCAGAAAGCAGUGUCAGAAAACGACUGAAAGUUUGUGCGGAUUUCAAACGUACUGGUUCAGAUGCAAGUUGGUGGGUUCUACGCUCUGAUUAUCGAUUACCGUCAGAAGAAGAAGUUCGUUAUCUGGUCUCACCUGAAGAUUGUUGUGCACAUUACAGUAUGCUGGCUGCCGAAUUACGUCUUAAAGAUGCUGGUUACGGUGAAAAGUAUUUAUUUGUUUUAGAUGAAAAUCAAGUUGAAGAAGAAGAAGACAAAGAAGGACAGCCUAAAAUGGAGGAUGAAGUAAGAGCAGCACCAUGGAAUACAACACGUGCUUAUCUUGCUUCACAACGUGGUGGUUGUUUUCUCGAAUUGCAUGGUGCCGCUGAUCCUACUGGUUGUGGUGAGGCGUUUUCUUAUUCGAAAACCUCUGCAAAACCUGGUGCAUUGUUUCGGCAAGCUGGUGGAGAAGUUGCAAGAGGUUUAUUAAAAGGGAAACGUACUGUGACAGGAACUGAUGCUGAUCUUCGUAAACUACAUUUACGCGAUGCACGUGCUUUAUUGAGAUCAUUUGGGAUUAGUGAAGCUGAUUUAAAAACUUUCAAACGUUGGGAAAUUAUUGACAUGGUUCGUUUCACGUCAACAGAACGAGCUAAACAAGGUGAAGAAGAAGGGUCCGCUAAAUUUGCCCGUGGUAAUCGUCUAUCAAUUAGCGAACAAAUUCGAUGUUAUAAAGAAGAAUGUCAACGUAUAUUUGAUUUACAAAAUCGUGUCCUAUCGAAUUCCGAACUUUUAAGUUCCGAUGAAGAAGUGAGCAGUGAAGAUGACGAAGAUGAAGUCACUGGGACUGAUAGUGGUCAGAGAUCCACGUUACUAGGUUCACAUGGUUCUAGUACAACAAGUAAUUCAAUUGGAGGUGUACGCCUUUCGAGUUUAUCGUCAACUGCUCGUUCUUAUGCACAUAUGAGCCGUAAUAUUGAAUCUGUAUUAUCAAGUCAAAUGAAUUCUAAAUAUGCCGAUGGUAAAACUGAUGAAAAAGAUCGUGUCAAUCUUAAACGAGCUUUAGAAUCUGGAGAUCAAUCAUCUGGACUGAAACGACCUCGUAAAACAAACCAACUUCUAUUAAAAGAGAAUAGUUUAUCGGGUAACGGAGUGGAAUCCAGUGAAACUGUUUCCGUUGUCGGUAGUAAUAGUUCUAGUGUGGUGUAUGAUGCUAGUUCUACUGCAGCUGGUACAAUUUUAGACUUAACACCACCAUGGCCGAAUGCUAAUAAAAAAAUGUUACGUAUUAUGCGUACUUAUUCAGAAGAUGGACAUCAAUAUACUAGAACAGAACUUGUUCCAUGGUCACCUGUUGUAGAAAUUUAUUUGAAAAUACGUCAAACUCGUGAUGAUGAUUUCAUUCAUAAUUUUGUCGAUUCAGAUAAUCAUUUCCGUGAACAACAAAGAAAAGAAAAGAGAAGAUUACAAGAUCAGCUACGUCGCCUUCGUAAACAACAACAAGUAAUGCGAGAACGUGGCGGCGUCACUGGUAAUUCCAUGCCAGGUAUGAAAUCCUUAGGAUUAUCAAACAAGGUAAACCGUCAUAGACGUCAUAAAACACUUACGGAAGCAUUAAUUAAAAUGCGUUGCGGUGCUUGUGGUCAAACAGGUCAUAUGCGUACCAAUAAAGAAUGUCCAAUGUAUGGACGAUCUAAUACAUCAUCAUCUCUUCAUAAUGAAGGAGGAAUUCGUAGAACAGCUGCAGAACGUGCUCAACUUCGUACACAAACAACUAUUCGUAAUAUGUCUCGUUCUGGUGAUUUAAAUUCUUUGGAAUCUAGAUCAGAUGAUAGAGAAAUUGGUUUCUUAGAAAAUUAUGGUAAUAGUCGAAAAAUUGAACCAGAUACUAUUGCCGCAGCUCAAGCAUUAGCUUCUCGUCCAGUCUGUGAAUUAUUAGCAGAACAAGAAAAGGAAGAGAAAGCAAACUAUAGUAAUGAUUUAGAUAAUUCUGAUGUUAAACAUUUAAGUAAAGAUUCAGAUGAUUUUGAUGAAUCAUCUAUGCAUGGAGUUUUAGGAGAAAAUGAUAUGACGGUUGAAGGAACAAAAUUAAAACUUCACUCUGGUUUAACUAAAUACAUUAAAGAACAAAAUCGUCGUAAUCUAAAAUUAAAAAUACGCCGUCAAUUACUCGAUCGUUUAGAUGCGGCAGCUGCUGUUGUUCAGUCUGCAAAUUCAAAUAGACGUGGACUAAUGAGUACUACAGGUCGCGGUGGUGGUGGAAGAAAUCGUCGAACUAGUUUAAGUAUGAAUGAUGAUGAUUUUCCAACAAGCAUUAAACACCGUGGGAAUAGACGCCGUAUUGAUCCUCGUGUUGCGUUAAAUCAUAUUUUUGAAGGAAUCUACAAGGGCCUUACUCAAAUUCCUGGUUAUAAGAUAUUUAUGCAUCCUGUUAAGGAGAAAGAUUUUCCGAAUUAUUAUUCUCAAAUUGAAACUCCAAUGGAUUUAUCACAAAUACGUAUGAAAAUUAAUGAGAACAGUUAUGCCACACGUGAAGAAUUUUUGUCAGAUAUUCGACUCAUUUAUAAUAAUUCGUCGAAAUUCAAUGGUCGCUAUAGUGCAUACACCGAAACAGCCAUGAAGAUGUGUUCACACGUUAUGGAACAAUUUUGUCAUAAAGAAUUAAAAUUAAUGCGAUUAGAAUCACUAGUUAAUCCUUUGUUGGAUGAAGAUGAUCUAGUCGGAUUAAGCUAUUUAUUACAACAAGCUAUUGAGGCUAUGCGUGGAGUUGAGCAUAGUAGACCAUUCCAUAUACCAGUUGAUAAAAGAAGAUAUCCGGACUAUUAUAAAAUUAUCAGUAAUCCAAUGGAUUUAUCAACCCUUGAAAAAUUAGUGAAAGAGAAUCGAUUUCGAUCACGUGAAGAAUUCUUUGUACAAAUUGAAUUAAUUCUAUCCAAUUGUAUUACAUUCAAUGGAAAUGAAAGUCCAUUAACUGAGAUUGCACAAAAAAUGUUACAAGCUGCUCGUACACGAUUAGAACAAGAUAAAGAAACACUAGAUACAAUUGAAGCAAAUAUACGAAGUCAAUUAGAAAAUGAACCAUAUACCGAAUCAAUUCCAUUUCAAAAUGGUCCUAUAAAUUCUCGUUCAAAUAUGUUAGAAAAUCAAACUAAUCAAAAAAGUACACAUAUAAAACCUUUGUCAACUACUAGUCGAAUUAAUCAAGUUUCUAAAUUAUUGAAACGUAAAUCUAUUAAAUCAACAUUAUGUAAAAAUAAAGACUUAAAAACAACAAAACGAAAGAAAACUCAAAGAUUAAAUACAACUAUUGAUAAAGAAUCAUUACAUUACGAUGUUAGUUAUAAUAGUUCUGAUGGUCAAACAACUGAUAGAUCAUUGAAUAAAACACUUGAUAUUAUCAAUACUUCAGGUAGUGAUAGAUUGUUACGUCAACGUUCAAGUGGAGCUUGGUAUGGUGUUGACUUGGAAUAUGAUGAUGAUGACGAUGAUGAUGACAACGACGAUGAGCAACAUAAGGGGGAUAACGUUAAUCAUCCCGAUGACGAUGAAAGUGAUAAUGAUAUUCUUAGAAAAACCUCGACUAAACAAGAUAUUAAUGUUUCAAAGCGAUGGACAAUAAAUGAAGAGAGUAGUGAUUUAUACACUUCAAAAUCUGUUACAUCACUUCGUAAUGAAUACACUUUAUCUAAAGAACCAGAUUCUGAUCAAACAGAAGAUUCAAAUUAUAUGGAACGUAGUAUUGCUGGUCAUGAUGAGAAUUCAUUUGAUUGGAAUUGUCAAGAGGCGACCACUAGUCGAAGCCAUGUAGCAAAUGAUCAAUUAAGACAAAUUGUAUCAAAUCUAAGUGAACGUAGUUCUACUAUAAGUGAACAUACAGUUGGAGAUGAUAAUCUACAGCAAUACGAUGAUGAUAACAAUCAAAUUGUCGAUGAUUAUGCUGAUUACGAUGUGGAUAAUUCGUUAAAUUCUAGUCGAGAAUUGCAUUCCAAUGGAAAUUCACGACAAACAAACGAUUGGAACCGAUAUACAAGUUUAACAAAUGUUGAAGAUGAUGAAAAUGAUGGUAAUGACUAUGCUGAAGAUGAUGUGAUGAUUGAAUUUCGUUCUCAACAAGAUAAAUUUCCUACUUAUAUUGAUGAAGAAACUCGAUUUUCUGCCGAUUAUUCUCAAUUAGAUUUAAAUGAUGAUUUAGUUGCAAAAGAUUUACAAUUAACUGAUUCAGAUGAUGAUGAUGGUGAUAGUAGUUUAACUGGUCAAGGAGGUGAAUUAUGUACUGAUGAGAAUGAUGCAACUGUUGUGUCUUAUAAUAUUGACCAAGACCAUGAUGAUGACGAUGACCAAGUGCAUCGAAACACCAUACUCCAAUAUACAGAAUAUCAUCAAAACGAAUCCGAAAUGAUUUCUCACAAUGAUAAUUCAUUUACAACAUACAAUGUACAGCAUAGACAACGUCUCGAUCAUGAUGAUGGUAAUAAUAAUAUUAAUCGUCCUACUUUUUUCAUCAGUGAUGAUGACGAUGAUGAUAAUUAA